Molecule: messenger RNA, 458 nt
Organism: Raphanus sativus (radish)
Lineage: Eukaryota; Viridiplantae; Streptophyta; Magnoliopsida; Brassicales; Brassicaceae
Exons: 1
Coding region: 171-458 (95 amino acids)
Source: RefSeq, a predicted model, not a curated record
UACAUAAAACUUUCCAAAAAAGUCAAACUUUCUUCACCCGGCACAACACUCCAAUACAAACGAUUUUUUCCUAUUUAUUCACCGAGACGAAGAUCACAACUCCACACACAAUCCAACCCUUUCAAACAACUUUUUGUUUUUUUUGCUUUUCGAAGAAUCUCUUUUUUAAAAUGAAACUAAAGCAAACCAACGCGAUGUUUAUGGUCUUAGCCCUAAUCUUGGCAUUGGUUUUCCUACAAUCAGAAGCUGGUAAUUAUUGUCCGUUAGAAAAUAUAAAUAGCAUACCAGGAUGUUUCGAUGCGUUGAAAGCAGCAUCGGGCAAUGAUACCAGAAGGCUAACAAGAGAUUGUUGCAGAGCAGUCUUUUCAGUAAACUCUGAUACUUGCUACUUGCUUCUCUUUCCUGGCAAAGCUUACCCUAUUAAGAUGUUCAGAAACAUUUGUCUUAAUGUUAAUUAG